Messenger RNA from Menidia menidia (Atlantic silverside), 1593 nucleotides. The record is from the annotation of a GenBank genome assembly. NCBI's taxonomy places the organism in Eukaryota, Metazoa, Chordata, Actinopteri, Atheriniformes, Atherinopsidae.
GCAAGCUGCGUCCAAGGAUACAUCUUUCAUUUUGUUUUCAUGAGAACAGACAACCCUAUUAUAAUCUGUGACAAGGAAUGGCACUAUUAUGUUAUCAAUGUGGAAUUUCCAGCUGUGACACUAUUUGUGGAUGGUGUCACCUAUGAGCCCUACCUGGUAACAGAUGACUGGCCAAUCAAUGCCUUAAAGAUUGAUACUCAGCUGACUGUGGGCGCCUGCUGGCAAGGUGGUGAGGUAGCGACCCCGAGGUUCACUCAGUUUUUCCAUGGCAGCCUUUCAGGUCUGACAAUCAGACCUGGCCGCAUUGAAACCCAGAAGGUUAUCUCUUGUUUGCAGGCCUGCAAAGAAGGGCUUGAUAUCAAUUCCCUUGAAAGUCUAGCAAAGGAUAUAAAGUUUCAUUUUAACCCAGCUCAGUCUGUUCUGGUGGUUGAAGGAGAGGAUGUGGACAGCAUCAACACAGCCAUGACAAAGGUAUCAUACAUAAACUCUCGCCAGUUCCCCACGCCAGGGCUCAGACGGCUACACAUCUCCACUGCAGUACAGUGCUUUGGAGAGGACACAUGUCUCUCCAUCCCAGACAUCAAGGCAGUGGUUAUGGUGCUCCCCCCCAGUGAACCCAAAAUCACCAUUACAGGAUCUAAUCAGCUAGUCAGGCCUGGCAAUGACCUCCGCAGCUCCCUCGGUGUGGCACUCUUCAAAGAGCUUCACAUCACCAGCACAGUGAUGAAGGGAGACAGUUUGGGCAGAUUCCACAGGCCCGGUGUGAUGGAGGUUAUGCACAACUUGGAUUACUGUGAUGUGCUGGUAAUUGGGGAGGAACUGAAUCCUGAGAGAGAGAGUCUGGAAAUUCAUCACAGUGCUCUGUUGGGGAAACACCUAGAUGCUACAAACUCCACCUCUGGAAUAUCUAUUUAUGGUGUGGACUCCAUGGCCCACUAUGAGCAGGCAUUGAGGCAGUUGCGCUACAGGAACUGGCGACCUGCCACUUUGACUGACAGAAGGUUCAGACUUACCUGCUCUGAACUCAACGGGCGAUAUACCAGUAACGAGUUCAAUUUGGAGGUCAGUGUUCUUCACCAUGGUGAGCGUGUAGAGCAUAUCAACAAUAUGGCUGUCCAACCCCAGUAUAUGAGGCCUGUCCAUCAUCCACUCAUGAUCCAUACUUUCAACUCACACAUGUCAGGAGCAGCACCCCCCGCAGCAACUGUGGUUAUUGUGGUUUGUAUCGCCGCCCUAGUGGUGAUCGUGGUGAUAGGCAUCUACAGGAUUCACGCCACACAUCAGGAAGGGUUAAGGGAUGACGAGGAUGAGGUCAAAGAUCCAGAAGUUGACUGGGACAGCUCUGCACUCAACAUCAUCAUCAACCCCAUGGAGGACAUGAGAGGUCCCCAAGCGUUGGAAGACACUGUAAGAGAGGAGGAAAAUGAGGAGGAGGAAGACGAAGAAGAUGUUGAGCUGGUAGGAGGCGUGACAAUUGCUGAGUCAGACAACAGUGAUGAUGAAGACGAGGAGGUGGACGAUGGGAAGAAAGAGGCUAAUGGGAGGAAGCCAAGGGGGAAACCUGAGUGGGACAGUUCCUCAGCAACUUACUGA